UGUAUCUCAGCGCGUCGGCGCGUCUACGCCAGUCACGCACGUGUAACCUUUUGAAUUACGUCUUUCUCGGUGCGUGAUCACGAGAUUGAAUAUAAUCCCGAGUUUUUAUUCUAUUUACGAUAGUUUUAUUGUUAUUGCAACAAGAAGAUAUUUCUUCAUUUCUACAUUCGAAAAGUCCUCGAGGCAGAAUGUCGCGUUUAAUAGUGAAAAAUUUGCCGAAAAACGUUACCGACGUCAAACUGAAAGAAUUAUUCAGCCGGCAAGGUAUUGUGACCGAUGUCCAGCUCAAGUAUACGAAAGAUGGGAAUUUUCGGCGAUUUGCGUUUAUUGGAUACAAGACAGAAGAACAAGCAACGUUAGCACAGUCCUAUUUCGAUAAAACUUGCAUCGAUACCUGUAGGAUAUCCGUGGAACUGUGUGCAAAUUUGGGUGAUCCCUCAAAGCCAAGAUCAUGGAGCAAAUAUGCAAACGACAGCUCUCUGAAGAAGAGUAAUGAAGCAACAGACGUUAAAUCAACGCAGAGGUUAUUGGAAAAGAAUAAUGUAGAAGACACAGGCACCAAGAAAACAAGAGAACGGAAGGCAGACGAGAAGGAAAAUGAAGUUGAGAAAGCACUGGAAAAGCACAAAGACGAUCCUCUAUUUAUGGAAUUUCUCGAAACGCAUACUGCUAACAAAACAAGAGAAAUUUGGAACAACGAUAGUAAUGUUGCCAAAAAGCUCGACGAUCAGCACGAGUGUGAUGAAGAUGACGAGAGCGAGGAUGAGGGAGAGGAAGAAAAAGCGGACAAGGAAGAAAACAAGACUGCAGAUAAAGUUAUAUCGGAUUUGGAGUACAUGGAAGCUCUAAAGAAAAAGCAACAGAAUGAGGGGAGAAAGGGAGAGAAAUCUUUGAUAAACGACGCAUCAAAACACGGCCCAUUGACACUUUUUACCGUAAAAAUACGAGGGCUUGGAUACAAACACGUGAAGAAACACAUCAAACAAUUCUUUUCGCCUUUAAAAGCAAAAUCUAUACGUAUUCCACCAAAAAUUAAAGGUAUAGCUUACGUGGGAUUCAAAAACGAGCAAACCAUGAAGAAGGCUCUCAUAAAAGAUAAGAGUUUCUUAGAAGGCAAGCAGAUAUUUGUAUCCAGGUACGAGCGAAAAGCAGUAAAAUCUAAUGGAGAGUCGGAUGACAAAGCUAAUAUUAAAUGGAGGAAACAAGAGGAGGCACUAAAGAACGAAGAGAGUAUAGCGGAAUCUGGAAGAAUGUUUAUUAGAAAUUUGACGUACACUACCACGGAGGAUGAUAUAAAACAAGUGUUUGAAAAAUAUGGUCCUCUGUCCGAAGUGAAUUUACCCGUGGACAAAGUAACCAGAAAACCGAAAGGAUUCGGCACGGUGACCUUCGUGAUGCCGGAGCACGCUGUGAGAGCUUACAACGAGCUGGAUGGUUCUGCACUAAGUGGUAGAAUGUUGCACCUUCUUCCUGGAAAGGCAAAAGCUUCGUUGGAGGAUAUCGACACAGGUAACUUGAGUUACAAGCAAAAGAAGGAGCUGCAGAAUAAGGCAAGCGCAGGUUCAUCGCAUAAUUGGAACACAUUGUUUCUUGGGCAGAACGCUGUAGCAAACGCUAUCGCGAGCCGCUAUAACACGACAAAGGAGAAGUUGCUGGAAGACGGAUCGAACGGAAUGAGCGCUGCGGUCAAACUAGCAUUGGGAGAGACACAGCUGGUUCAAGAUACGAAACACUUUUUGGAAGAAAACGGCGUGUGCUUGGACGCUUUCAAUCAAGCACCAAAGAAGCGAUCAAACACCAUAAUUUUAAUGAAGAAUUUACCAGCAGAAGCACAACCGAAUGAAAUUCGAGAAAUGUUCGUGAAACACGGAGAGCUCGCGCGUGUCGUAAUGCCACCGGCGGGCAUAACAGCGCUGAUUGAAUUUCUGGAACCAUCUGAAGCACGCAAGGCAUUCCACGCGUUAGCUUAUAAAAAAUUCAAGCAUCUACCCUUGUAUCUGGAAUGGGCGCCAGAUAACACUUUCACCGUGCCUGCAUCCGAGAUGGUAAAUAAAAGUGACGCGGCUGCGAAAAAGUCGACACACUCGGAAAAAGUUGAAGAAGAAGCGACGAUAAAGAGAGCUAAAAAAACUGACAGCAACAUACGUAACAAGGAAGAUGACGAACCGCCCGAAGCAGAUACGACGCUUUUCGUAAAGAACAUCAAUUUUGUCACUACGGAGAAACAGUUGGCAGACUACUUUGGCAAGUGCGGUCCUCUUCACUAUGUCAUGAUAGCCACUAAAAAAGAUCCGGAAAAUCCCAGUAAUAAACUAUCAAUGGGAUAUGGAUUUGUGAGAUACAAGAGGAAAGUCGACGCGGAUCGUGCAUUGAAGACUCUACAAAUGUCGGUGCUCGAUGGAAAGAGUCUGGAGUUGAAGCGAUCUGAGAGAACACUAAUAUCCGACGUCAAAACGACGAGGAAACAUGCCAAGAUUACCGAACAGACUGGUACUAAGAUUUUGGUACGGAACAUACCGUUCGAAGCAACUCUUCAGGAAAUAACAGAAUUGUUCAAAUCAUACGGUGAAUUAAAAGCCGUGCGAUUGCCAAAGAAAUUGGUCGGUGCAGAAAAGCACAGAGGAUUCGCCUUCAUCGAGUACUACGCAAAGACGGACGCUAAAAAAGCGUUCGACGCAUUGUGUCAAAGUUCUCACUUGUAUGGACGAAGAUUAGUUCUCGAGUGGGCUCAGACAGAGGAAAGUAUCGAAGAGAUACGAAAACGUACCACGAAACGUUUCUAUCAAGAGAAUCCAGCGAAGAGACAGAAGAAAUCCGUAUUGAAUCUUGAGAGUCUCGAGUCUAAUUCUGCUUAAAUAAAUAUUUGGAAUAAAACCAAAA
This is a messenger RNA of Ooceraea biroi (clonal raider ant), 2880 nucleotides long. Its product is annotated as probable RNA-binding protein 19. Gene Ontology annotation, molecular function: mRNA binding. The record is from RefSeq and is a predicted model, not a curated record. Gene Ontology annotation, cellular component: nucleolus. Lineage: Eukaryota; Metazoa; Arthropoda; Insecta; Hymenoptera; Formicidae.